UUUUCAGCUCCAUACUACACAUUUGUUAAAGAAGCAACAUCGGCCCCACCAAUCUCAUACUUCGACUACAUAAUCAUCGGCGGAGGAACCUCCGGCUGCCCCUUAGCCGCCACCCUCUCCCAAAACGCCACCGUUUUGCUCCUCGAAAGAGGAGGCUCUCCCUACACCUUUCCAGAAACAACCGACACCAUCAACUUCGCUCGAACUCUCUCCGACAUCUCCCCCUCCUCACCAGCUCAGCAUUUCGUCUCCGAGGACGGCGUCUAUAACGCCCGAGCCCGGGUUCUCGGCGGUGGCUCUGUCAUCAAUGCAGGGUUUUACACGCGCGCUAGUGAUAAGUACGUGAAGGAAGCUGGGUGGAAGCCGGGGUUGGUUAAGAGUUCAUACGAGUGGGUGGAGCGGAAGGUGGCCUUCGAGCCGCCGAUGUUGCAGUGGCAAUCGGCGGUCAGAGAUGGGCUGAUUGAGGUCGGGGUGUUGCCUUAUAAUGGGUUCACGUUCGAUCAUCUUUACGGGACUAAAGUUGGCGGCACGAUCUUCGACAGGAACGGCCACAGACACACUGCUGCCGAUCUGCUCGAGUACGCAGAUCCGACCCGAACUGUGGUUUAUUUGCAUGCUACUGUUCAGAAAAUCUUGUUCGCCACAAAAGGGAGAUUAAGGCCGAGGGCGUACGGAGUGAUAUUCAUAGACGAAUCUGGAGCGACCCACAGGGUGGAGUUGCUGGAGAACUACAAGAACGAGAUAAUCUUAUCGUCCGGUGCGAUUGGGAGCCCACAACUGUUGAUGCUGAGUGGGAUUGGGCCGAGUCAGCAUCUUCGUGUUCACGAUAUCGACGUGUUGUUGGAUCAGCCGAUGGUGGGUCGAGGGAUGGCCGAUAACCCCAUGAAUGCUCUGUUCAUACCAUCGCCACUCCCGGUGGAGGUCUCCCUCAUUCAGGUCGUCGGCAUCACCAGUUUUGACAGCUAUAUUGAAGCCGCCAGUGGGUUGACCUUCGCUUCUUCUUGGGCUCAUAGGCUUUUUGAUGAACUCGCGUCUCUCACCAACCAGACAGGGAAGAAACCGAUAGAGAUGCCACCAGACUCAAUCAUGGCUGAUAUUCUGAGAGACUGGAGCAGUGCAGACACUCAGCCAAACGCCACAAUGGGAGGCGGAGUGAUCCUGGAAAAAAUCAUGGGACCUAUCUCUUCCGGUCAUCUGGAACUUCGAACAACUAACCCAAACGACAAUCCCUCCGUCACUUUUAAUUACUUUCAAGAACCAGAAGACCUGAGACGAUGCGUUGAAGGCAUGACCACCAUCACCAACGUUAUCAACUCCCAUUCUUUCUCCAGAUUCCGGUUCAAGGAGAUGACAGUGCGAGGUCUGAUAAACCUGAUGCUGACCCUGCCCGUGAACACGAGGCCUAAACACGCCAGUGCUGCGUUUUCGUUAGAGCAGUUCUGCAAAGACACAGUGAUGACUAUAUGGCAUUAUCACGGCGGCUGCCAAGUGGGGAGAGUCGUUGAUCAUAAUUACAGAGUCUUUGGUGUUGAUGGGUUAAGGGUCAUUGAUGGCUCUACUUUUUAUCGAUCUCCAGGGACGAAUCCUCAGGCUACAGUCAUGAUGCUUGGAAGAUACAUGGGAUUGAGGAUUCUCCAUGACAGGAUUGCUCAAGGACGGUGGAAGUAAUUUAGCAUGAUCUCAUCUUCUACUUUAUUCUUUGUUUCUUGUUUCAGAAGGAGAUAAUUGAGAUAAUCUUUUGCAGCACAGAAGGAACUAAGGGUUUGAUUAAAUGAACUUAUUUAGAAAAAUGCUUCCGCACAGAUUAUUUAUCUGUAAAAGACAGUUGAAUAUAAUAUUCCAAACUAGUGAAGGCAUGAAUAUUUAUAACCUAACACUGGGUUUGGUAUAUAGAUUUCUUUUAUUUUCUUCGUUCAUUAAUAUUGCAUUAAAUGGUUGAAAACAAACAAAGAAUUUUUGGAUAUCAUCAAUGUGCAAAUUAAUGCACUGAUCAGAAGGUAGAAGAAAUAAGCAGAAGCAGUCGCAGGGCAACUCUCCUUUGGCAAGUUAUAUGACCUUCUGGGCACUAUCAUCACCUGCCAAGAAAGAGGUGCCCUACAACUGAUUUGCUUAGGAAAUUAAUCAUCACCAUAAACAGGUUCCUCCACCUGCUUUUUUCUUUUCUUCUCGA
Messenger RNA from Carica papaya (papaya), 2170 nucleotides. Its product is annotated as Glucose-methanol-choline (GMC) oxidoreductase family protein. The record is from RefSeq and is a predicted model, not a curated record. NCBI's taxonomy places the organism in Eukaryota, Viridiplantae, Streptophyta, Magnoliopsida, Brassicales, Caricaceae. Gene Ontology annotation, molecular function: flavin adenine dinucleotide binding; oxidoreductase activity, acting on CH-OH group of donors.